Macroventuria anomochaeta is the source of this 2734-nucleotide messenger RNA. Its product is annotated as vacuolar protein sorting-associated protein 16. Gene Ontology annotation, biological process: vacuole fusion, non-autophagic; intracellular protein transport; endosomal transport. Gene Ontology annotation, molecular function: actin binding. The record is from RefSeq and is a predicted model, not a curated record. Bases 1 to 2517 code for a protein of 838 amino acids. Lineage: Eukaryota; Fungi; Ascomycota; Dothideomycetes; Pleosporales; Didymellaceae. The transcript has 4 exons. Gene Ontology annotation, cellular component: HOPS complex; endosome; cytoplasm.
AUGUCGAAGCCAACCGCAAACUGGGAAAAGGUCGGCGACAAGUUCUACCGCAAAAUCCAGCUGUACACGGCCGUGUUCGACCAGGACCUCGAGCUCGAGAACUACAAUGUGGUGGGGGCCCCGUACAGCGGUGCAGUAGCGGUUUACCGCGAUGAAGAGAAGCUGCACACAUACAGAGGGCCUGGUGUAGCCAAGUCGAGCAUCGAUGUAUACAGCUGCGCCGGCAAGCUGAUUCGGAGCAUCAACUGGGACAAGGGCACGAUCAAGGGCCUCGGCUGGUCAGAGGACGAGAAGCUGCUUGUUGUGACCGAGGACGGCACGGUGCGCUGCUACUACGACCUACAAGGCGACUUCGCGCCCUUCACACUGGGCCAUGACUCGGACCAGCACGGUGUCGUCUCCUGCCGCUUCUACAACACCGGCUUCGUUGCGCUGCUCGGCAACAACCACCUAAUCUCGGUCGCCUCGUACGCCGAACCGCGCCCCAAGCUGCUCGCUAUACCGCCCACGGAGCACGUCGUGUCCUGGAACAUCAUACCGCCCGCGUACUCGCUCUCACGCUCGGUCGAAGUCAUCCUCGCCAUGGGCAGCACCCUGUACGUCGUAGACGCGACUGAAGCCGAGGAUCGCAACUUUGAUGCCGGCCCAUUCAGACAUGUCAGCGUCAGCCCCCGCGGCGAGUUCCUCGCGUUCUACACAGAGGACGGAAAGGUCUGGGUGGUGAGCGGCGACUGGAGCGAGAAGCUCAGCGAGUACGACAGCCGCGUCAAGACGGUGCCCAAGGACAUGCAAUGGUGCGGCUCCAAUGCUGUGGCGCUGGCCUGGGAGGACGAGGUGCAUCUCAUUGGGCCGAAGAGCGCAGCGACCAAGUUCUACUACGAUACAUGGGUGCAUCUGCUGCCCGAUGUCGAUGGCAUACGGCUGCUGACCAACGAUGUCUGCGAGUUCAUCCAGAAAGUGCCCGACGAGACGGUCGAGGUGUUUCGUCUAGGAUCUGACUCGCCCGCUGCGAAUUUGCUCGAAGCGUCGUCGUUGCUGGAGCAAAAGAGUCCCAAAGCAGACGACCUCAUCCAGCUGAUCCGGCCAAACCUGGCUGAGGCAGUAGACGCAUGCAUCAAAGCUGCGGCGCAUGAGUACAACAUUCACUGCCAGAAGUCGCUUCUCAAAGCUGCCUCGUACGGCAAGUCGGUACUCGACCUCUACUCGUCAGACGACUUCGUCGACACGUGCGAUACCCUGCGCGUCCUGAACGCCGUGCGCUUCUAUGAGAUUGGCCUGCCUCUGAGCUACGAUCAAUACCGGCGCAUGACGCCUGAGAAGCUCGUAGAGCGCCUCACAAACCGCAAUGAAUACCUCCUUGCGCUCCGUGUCGCCGACUACCUGCACCUCCCAACAAGUCAGAUCCACGGCCACUGGGCGCAGCAGAAAGUGCGCGUCUCAACCGACCCCGAGGAGGAAAUAUGCAACCUGAUCGUCAAAAAGCUCGCCGGCAAACCCGGCGUCUCCUUUGAGGAAAUCGCUCGCGCCGCCUACGACGAAGGCCGCAUCCGCCUCGCCACAUCGCUCCUUGAUCACGAGCCCCGAGCAGGCAAACAAGUCCCUCUCCUCCUAAGCAUGAAAGAAGACACCAUCGCGCUCGACAAAGCCAUCGAAUCCGGCGACACAGACCUCAUCUUCCACGUCCUACUCCACCUGCGCAAGAAACUGCCCCUCGCAUCCUUCUUCCGCGUCAUCAACUCCCGUCCGGUCGCAACCGCGCUUGUGGAAUCCUCUGCGCGCGACCAAGAUACCGAUCUCCUGAAGGACCUGUACUACCAAGACGACCGCCGCCUCGACGGCUCUGCUCUCCUGAUAUCCUCUGCGCUCGUACAACCCUCGCUAUCCCAAUCGCUCGAUAAGCUGAAACUCGCGUCGAAGUAUUUGAGCGACUCCCGCGACCCCCCCGCAGUCUUCACACGCAGCGCCGUCGACGAAGCCCAGCGCUUGUUACAGAUGCAAACGCAAUUCGACAAGGACCUUGCUAACGCGCGCGACAUCCCCAACCAAUCCACUGCUGGUACAAGUCUCAUCGGCCUUUCCACUAACGACACAAUCUUCAAUCUGAUCAAACUGGGGCAUCAGAAGCGCGCGCAAAAAGUCGUCAACGAGUUCAGGGUCCCGGAUAAAACGUAUACGUGGAUCCGACUCCGUGCGCUCGUUGCGGCGCGGCUGUGGGUUGAGAUUGAAGAAUGGGGCAAACAGAAAAAGUCUCCUAUCGGGUGGGAGCCUUUCUUCAAUGAAGUUCUCGCUGCUGGCAACGCAAGAGUCGCGUCGAUUUUCAUCCCCAAGUGUACAAGUCUUACCGUAAGCGAGAGAGUGGAUAUGUGGGUUAAGUGUGGACUGUUGGUUAAGGCGGGCGAGGAGGCGCAUAAGGCAAAAGAUAGGGAACUGCUGCUGAGUUUAAGGGAUAAGGCGAGUGGGAGUGCGGUGGUGGAAAUCGAGAGGCUUUUGGGGAUGCUGCCGCAGGGGAGAAGGUAGGAAAGGUAAUGGAGAGGGACAGGGAGAAUGAGAUGCAGCAUCACGGAAGUUGGCACACGACGCGUAUCAAGGGCUCUUGUUCAUGCGUCUAUUGUGUAGGCAUCUUGAUGUUGCGAAGUGAUGAUUAUGUUCGUUUCUGCUCCUUAAAGAAGUAGAAAUGCGACCGCAGAAAACUCGAGACAAUUGUCACUGCUGGCCGAAGAAGAUGUUUUGCUGC